Fragaria vesca subsp. vesca is the source of this 2964-nucleotide messenger RNA. RefSeq lists its product as uncharacterized. The coding region runs from base 43 to 2325 and encodes 760 amino acids. The transcript is spliced from 4 exons. NCBI's taxonomy places the organism in Eukaryota, Viridiplantae, Streptophyta, Magnoliopsida, Rosales, Rosaceae. Gene Ontology annotation, biological process: regulation of defense response to fungus. The record is from RefSeq and is a predicted model, not a curated record.
CCCAUUGAUAAUCUGACCCCUGUAAAUGAUUUUGAUACGAAUAUGAAUAGGUCUGAGUCUGUAAAUUCAAGUGUAGGAGAUAUUUCGACCCAGUUCAGGUAUCUUCCAGGGUCAUUGAGAUCAAAAGAAAGUAUGGAUCAGUGGGGUGUUGAAAGAGAUCGGUAUGAGGGGUUUUAUGGGAACACCAGAGCUGCUGCUGAGCGAGGAAGAAUGCCAAUUUCUGCUUAUCCUAAUGAGGGGCCUUCAAAUUACCAGCUAGAGUCUUUUCAUGGUUAUGGUGAGCAGAAGUAUGAUGUGAAUGGAGUUGAAGAUUUAGGACCUGAUCGAGCUGAGCUGCUUAGGAAAUUGGAUCAGCUGAAGGAGCAACUUAGCAGAUCUUAUGCUGUGGCAGAUAGACCAAGGGAUAUGGUUCCCCCAGAGAGGAGUAGGACUCCACCGGAUCCUUAUGGUGACCUGUUAACUUAUAAUCUUUCACUGCAGCAGCAAUAUGCUGUGGACAAGCAGAUGCCGAGAUCCCCUUACUUGACCUAUAGCCAUGGGCCGGUUCCUAUUAUGGAUCAUCACAACAUGGAUAUGCCGAACUUUUAUCCUCCACAAAGGAAUAACUUGAAUGUGAUUCCAGAAUACGAGGAUCCAUCUCAGCCACAAAUGACAAGGAGGGCCUCCCAUCAUCCACUCCAAUACGCACAACCACAACACUUUAUGGGCCAACACAUGGGUUUCAACCGGAAUCCACUUGCAUCAUAUCCACAUGAACAUGUUUUACACUCGCCUGCAUGCACUUGUUCAGGCUGCUACAGCCAGAAUUGGGUGGUUCCACCCCAAGCCCCGGAUACUGAUUUUGGCAACAGAAGUAUUCCAAAAGGUCCAGUUAAUUUGAAUUCCUAUCAUCAUGUCAAUCCUGCUACAUAUAACCCACGUAAUUUACCCAGAGAUGCUAGUCCCAUGUUGCACACAAGAUGGCAAGGUGAUGUUGACAAAGACAUGAGUGGUUAUGGUGAUCGACAUCUAGGAAAGAUGAUCAACAGGAAGACACAGAUUUCCCAUCCUUUCCGAGGUGGUGCCCCAUUCAUUACAUGCUUCCAUUGCUUUGAGUUGCUGAAACUUCCCAGAAAAUUCAAGAAAAGAAGUAAACAUCAGUCAGAGCUGCGUUGUGGUUCCUGUCUGACUGUUAUUUCACUUGAAGUUAAUAACAAAAGGCUCAUUACAUCUGCUCCUAAAGAAUCCAAGCAAUCAUCUUCUGAGGUUGAUCAAAAUUCUAAGGAGGUAGUAAAGCGCAACGUCUUAAAUUUUCCUGAUUGUGUGAAUGCCGAUGACACCAACUCCUACCAUGAUGAUGUAGAUAACUCUGGUCAGAACCUUCAGUUGAUAGUUGCCGAAGAUAAUUCACUGGCAGAAGAUGAGAGGCUGAACUUGGAUAAAUCUGAAAAGAGGGAAGGCCAUAGCUCUUCAUCUUCCAUCUUUUCCCAGGAGGAAGAAGGCAUCCCAGAUAGUUUGGUUAUCCAGAGAGAUGUUUCUGACUCCGUUGAAAUGCUCACAAAAGAUGCCUGUCCUCCAACAGCUCCAGGUUCACCUCUUUGGGAGCAGCCUGAUAGUCCUUCCAAACAUGAAGUAAGCAGAGAUGAGAAGGGAAAUAAGGGUGCAUGUAUAGACCAAGACAAGGUGAUCUUUAGUAGGAGCACAUCUGCGCAGAAUUCUGUGAAAGAGAUGUCAGUAGAAACCGGGGUGGAUGAUUCGUUCAAUGAUUAUCUCAAUACCAACAUAUCACAGGACUCUACAGAGGCAAGCAAAGAAGAUCGUCCCAAGAUCCGCAAGGGUUCGGAUAACUUCUUGAUUGGUCUCAUCAAAAAGAGUUUUAAAGAUUCGUCGAAAUCUUAUCAAAAUGUGGAGAGAACUAAGGUUUUAAUCAAUGGGCAACCUAUACCGGAUCAUCUCAUAAGGAAAGCUGAAAAGCUUGCUGGCACAAUUCAACCAGGAGAUUAUUGGUAUGACUUCAGAGCUGGAUUCUGGGGUGUGAUGGACCAUCCUUGCCUUGGCAUAAUUCCUCCAUUUAUAGAAGAGUUCAGUUACCCGAUGCCAACAAAUUGUGGUGCCGGCAAUACUGGUGUCUAUGUUAACGGAAGAGAGCUACAUCAGAGAGAUUUAGACCUACUUGCAAGCAGGGGACUGCCAACUACAAGAGAGAGAUUUUAUAUCCUUGAAAUUUCUGGGAGACUUGUGGAUGAGGACUCUGGGGAAGAACUAAAAAGCCUAGGCAGACUUGCCCCGACAAUUGAGAAGGUAAAACAUGGAUUUGGCAUGAAAGUCCCCAGAAUGGCUGUGUGAUUCACAUGUGGUUUUCAUUUCCUGAUUUUGCUGAUGCUUCAGUUCUUCAAAGAUGAUGCCAACGAGUUUUUUCACCUGUCCAAUUCUUGGUGUGUUUAACUCCCAAGGUGUAUUGUUACUGUUAAACUCUAGGUGCAUGCAAAGUCAAAAUCUGUGGAAUAUGUUGUGACUAUAACAACAUAAUUUCAUAAUCCAAGCUUCAUACUUUUGUAUACCUAUGAGUAAGGUGAUUAGUUCAUCUAGAUUGUCAGGCAUAUUCAUAUUCAUGCAACUAUCCAUUAUAUCAUGCAUUUAUGUUUAGUGGUGGAUAGUUUUUUUUUCAUGUAGUGAAAUUUUAUAACAAUCAAUUCUUUAUAGGUCUUUUUCAUAUAUUCUGAUCUCAUAUACAUCAGAUGAUCAUAAUACUAUCUUUCAUACUGUGUGAUGAAUCACCGACACAAUUGAGAAAGAGAUAGAUUCAUUAAAAUAAGUAAGACAAGGAGGAUUAUACAUAAUUGAAGCUUGAAAGAGAUAUUGUAGUUUAAACGCAAAUGGGAGAGGCAGAAAUUGAUUGAUAAUCCAACUCUGUGGUUGACCCCAAAUUGAAGUAGCUAUAUCACCUACCGUACAUGAAGCUGACAUGUAAAUUAACACUGGUGG